UUUAAAAAUGAGGAAUGAGCGUAUUUCUCGUUCUGAGUUCAGUUCUUUCGAACUGAACCUAAUUCCUUAUUUUAGAACGAAGGAGCUUUUAAUAGGGAGUUUCAUUUUUCUCAAGAAAAACUUAGUGAAUAUUCUCAAGGCACAGCUGUGGCAARAGAAGGGGAGAACUUUCUUACGGGAGUUAUGUAAAAGCUGCAUGGAACGGAUGGACUUUUCUGAAAACACUAAGACCAUUCAUAGCUCACAUCCGUGCUUCUCUAUUUGAUGACUGCUAGAGGGAACCACAAAGUUUGUAUUUUACUGCUCAUGUAACAGUUUCCUGUCUCAAACUGGACUGACCAAUAAAUACACCGUUCUGAAAUUCUGACAUUCUUGUGAGCUGUGAAAACUCAGUCAUGAUCUGUGUAAGUGGAUGCAAUUGCAUGAAGUCUGAGAGUACUUUGAAAGCUAUAAUUUAAAAAUGUAGUAUUCAAGGAAACUUCUGUUGGAGCAGUGGCUAAAUAGUUUCUUCUACAUCACUUGCUCUCAUCUUGCUUUCCUUCGUUGCCCUGACCAGGAAACCAGGUUAAUGAUACUGCAGCUUUUGAAGGAUUAAAGGCAGGUAACUUCUUGUUGACUCGUAACACUGAAUUAAUUGCAGCUGGCAAGUCUAUAGUGGGUACUGAUAUCAAACCGGUUGCAACCCAAUAACUAUUAUGCAGAUGCAACAGGGAAAACAGGGACAUCCAAAGGUAAUAUUGAUAGUCAUUUUAUUAACUGUCUUGUUCUGAUACUGAGUUAUGUAUUGUGCAUCAAAAUCCUGAAAAAAAGAUGCUUUCCAUAGAUACGUCCUAUUUAAGGUUAACUUUGUUCCAUUGGAGUAUGUUAACUGUGAAACACUGAAGGUGUAAAACAGCUGUGAGGGAAUGAAAACACAGCCUGGAAUUUCCUUAUUUUGGAAAUCAUAGUAGAUAAUUUGGAAGAAAUAUCCACGAUAAUCUUUGUUGCCUACUAGUUUGACUGUUCUUUUUACCAGCUGGUGCUUCUUUGUGAUGCUUGGAUUAAACAAAUCAUAGAACUCAAUGAGUAAAGUCAAAUAGCCUGUUGUUGUAAGCAGUCAUUCAAAUAGAAAAUAAUUACUUUUUUUGUUAAAAAGUAACAAAAGAGGUGAGACAGGAUCCUAAUUGUUCUUUAUGUUUGGAAACAUGUACUGCAGUAUAUGUAAGGAGCAUCCCAUGCAGCAAAACAUAAUUUACAUUUCACAUGAGCAUCAUAAAAAAAUUUUUGCUUUGUCUCUCCAGAUUCCUUACAAAGCAGCAACUAGAAAUAAUCCUUUAGGAAAGGUUCCGUGCUUGUUAACAUUUGGGUUUUAAUUUCCUGGAAGCAAGAUGCCUAUUUACACAGUUCCUGCCAGAAGUCCUGCUGGGACACGAUGCACAGCCACUUUGCAGAAGGCUUGUCACAAUACCCUGGCCAGCAGCAAAGCAUCUGGGACACAGCUGAAGUCACAGGUGUUGGGAGAAAAGGAUACUCUGCCUUCAUGUUCUCAGAAUAAGAGUCGGGAAGUAAAUAGGACCUAUGUGAUUUCAGCUUGUGAAAAAGUGAGUGACAUGUCAACUACUUUUAAAUUUGAAGGCAAAUUAACACUCCAGAGGAGAACUGGGGCAAGCAAAAAAUCAGUGUCCAGUAAUGACACAACACAGGGCACAGAAGAGCCAGAAACAGACAAGAGACUUACUCUGCGGAGGCGUGCGAGGACUGGCUCCACAGAGAGGAGUAAAAUUAACCAGAAUAUURUGCCUAGAAAAGAAAAUAAUGACUUUGAUGCACAAAGAAAUGACAAGAUUACACUUCCACAGACUGUUAAGGAUACCGAUGAUGUUAAACCAAACUUAAAGUUAACUGAGAGUCAGUCAAAUACCAAGUUGCAGGAUAAUCUGAACGGCAAGGAUUCCUUUGGUUURAUUGGUGGUGACAGAAAAUAUCAARAUGAAGUUCCUAAAGCAGAACGGUUAGUUACCUUGAAAUGUACUAAUAGGCUAUCAGGAGAACAACUGAAUGAAAAAGGGAAUGUGAGUAAGCUAGCUGGAAAGCAAAGAGUACAGCACUUGAUGAUAAAACAUAGCAGCUUGGAARGGCCAAGGACACCAGCAAAAGUUUYAACAGAAAGAWUUCUGCUUACCCCAAAGAACAGCACUUCUCAUGAUCAACCAUCUCUCAAGUCAACCUCAAAUGAACGAACACCUCAUCUGCAAAUUUUUGCCAAAAAACUCCCAAGUGUCUCCAGCUCUCUUCCUUUGAGUACAGAUUCAGGAACAAAAGUGAACACAGAAACUUUAGCUGAGAGCAGCAGUACUGGGGAAGAUGUUUUCAAAAUGAAAAACAGCAAAGUGAUUGUAGCUGUGCGGGUGCGGCCCUUCAAUAACAGAGAGAAAACUGAAGACUURUUCCCUGUAGUCUCCAUGAGUGGUUCAGAGACAGUUGUACGAAAYCCAUCCACCAACCAAAUUUACAGCUUCAGUUAUGACUUUUCCUUUUGGUCUUUUGACAAGGGUCAUCCUAAUUUUGCRAGCCAAGCAAUGAUUUAUAAAACUUUGGCAGUGCCACUCCUUGAAAGAGCUUUUGAGGGAUACAACGCUUGUCUUUUUGCUUAUGGGCAGACUGGCUCUGGAAAAUCAUACACGAUGAUGGGAUUUGAUGAAGACCGAGGAAUAAUUCCAAGACUUUGUGAAGACCUUUUCAAUCAAAUAGCACAAAUGGACAAGGAACAGGUUUUGUAUCAUCUUGAAAUGAGCUUCUUUGAAGUAUACAAUGAGAAAAUUCAUGAUCUGCUUGUCUUUAAAGCUGAAAAUGGACAGAAGAAACAACUUCGUGUAAGAGAACAUCCUGUGUUAGGACCAUAUGUGGAAGGCCUGACAGUGAAUGUUGUCCGUUCUUAUGCUGAUAUUCAGUGUUGGCUUGAACUAGGAAAUAAACAGAGAGCAACAGCCGCUACAGUAAUGAAUGACAAGAGCUCUAGAUCUCAUUCUGUCUUCACCCUUGUCAUGACACAAACCAAGGCAAAAUUUGUGAAUGAAGAACAGUGCGAUCGUAGGCUGACCAGUCACAUAAAUCUAAUUGAUCUGGCAGGCAGUGAGUGCUGUACAAAAGCUCAGACCACUGGAGAAAGACUGAAGGAAGGUGUGAGUAUCAAUAAAUCGCUGUUAACCCUUGGAAGGGUUAUUUCUGCGCUCUCUAAACAAUCUCAAAAUGGAAAGAAAACUUUCAUUCCUUACCGGGAAUCUGUCCUUACUUGGCUGCUAAAGGAAAGUCUUGGUGGGAAUUCCCAAACGACCAUGAUUGCCACAGUGAGCCCAGCUGCCAGCAGCACGGAAGAGACACUCAGCACCCUUCGCUAUGCAAAACAGGCUUGUUCAAUUAUCAACAUUGCUAAAGUAAAUGAAGAUGUGAAUGUCAAGCUAAUCAGAGAAUUGAAAGCUGAAAUUGAAAAACUGAAGGCAGCUCAGAAAAGUGCUCUGAACACGGAUCGUGAAAAAUACAGGCGUUAUUUGCAGGAAAUAACAUCUCUGAGGGUAGAAUUGCACCAGCAGGAGAGGAGCAUGGCAGAAAUGCAAAGGGCCUGGAAAGAAAAACUUGAACAAGCAGAGAAAAGGAAAUUGGAAGAUAUAAAAGAAUUGCAGAAAUCUGGAAUUGCAUUCAAAAUGGACAAUAAUUUACCAAACCUUGUCAAUCUCAAUGAAGAYCCUCAGCUUUCUGAGGUGCUGUUAUAUAUGAUCAAAGAAGGAGAAACUACAGUUGGAAGAUGUACACCAAAUUCCAAACAUGAUAUUCAGCUUUCUGGAGUGCUGAUUGCUGAUGAUCAUUGUGUUAUUAAAAAUACUGUUGGCAAAGUAAGUAUUAUUCCACUUGGAGAAGCCAAGACAUACGUAAAUGGGAAAUGCAUUUUGGACCCAACAGUUCUGCAUCAUGGUGAUCGAGUGAUACUUGGGGGAGACCAUUAUUUCAGGUUUAAUCAUCCAGCAGAGGUUCAGAAAGUUAAAACACCUUCUUGUGGGACUACAUGCUUGCAUGAUGGUCCAAAAGAUUUUGAAUUUGCAAAGAAUGAACUGCUUCUUGCACAGCGAACACAGCUUGAAUCAGAAAUUGAAGAGGCACGACUCAAAGCCAAGGAAGAAAUGAUGCAAAGUGUCCAAAUAGCYAAAGAGAUGGUUCAACAAGAACUGACCUCACAAAAAGAAGCUUAUGAAAGCAAAAUAAAAUCCCUGGAAGCAGAGGUGAGAGAAGAAUCUCGUAAGAAGCAAAUUCAAGAACUGAAUAACCAAAAAGCCACAACUAAAAUACAGGAGCUGGAGAAGGCAAAGAAAAACCUUGAACUAGAACUCCAAUUCAAUAAAAGGCGUUUAGAAAUGGAGACUUUAGCUACCAAGCAGGCUCUAGAGGAUCAUACUAUUCGUCAUGCCAAGAUACUGGAAGCGCUGGAAGCUGAGAAGCAGAAGAUUGCUGAGGAAAUACAAACCCUGCAGAAGAAUCAUGGAAGUGGGAAUAAAGCAAUGAUGAUUCCACUUAACUGGAAGUGUCUGAAACUGUCUGUGAUGAUUAAAGAAGCUAACACCAUUAGUAAUGAAUUAGGGAAAAACACAGUUUUCUGCAGGCAUGACAAAAUUGAUGACAAAACAGGAACAGUGUCUUCUAUUCAGGUGCAGGUUYGUAACAUCAAGCUGGGAAUAACAACUUUUUGGAGCCUAGAGAAGUUUGAAUGUAAACUAGCWGCAAUGAAAGAGCUCUAUGAGAGUAAUGAUAGAAAUAAAGCUGUUGUUGAUGUGUUUUAUGAUCCUGCUGAUGAGUGGGAACCUGACCUUUCAGAUAGKUCCAUUUCCUCGCUUUCCAGAAGAAGAAGUAGAAGCUUCAUGAAGAACAAGAGAAUUUCUGGAUGUUUGUCUGAGAUAAAAUUGCAAUCUAUUCAGAAUAAACAGACUUCCUAUAUAUCAGMUUCACAGAGCAAGUCCACUAUAUGCCCAAGCUUUUCUGAAUCGUUUCUCCCUGGAAUUUGCAAGGAAUCUAUAAGCUCAGCUUUAGAUUUACUGGAAAAGACUUACGAAGGAGGAAAAAGCAUAGCAGAUAGUCUCCUAACUAAUUUGUUUAUAAUUUUUUCUGGAGCAUCUGCCAUUUCAAAUGCCUAUGAACAGCAAGAUGAAGAAUGUCAGGAAAACUUUUUCUCUCUUGAUCGUGCUGCUCAGUCAUACAGCAUCAGAAUUAUCUCUGCUUUUGACCAGCUUGUGSUUAUAAGUAAACUCUGGCUUAAUAACAUCCAAAAAUGUCCUGGAUCCAUGAAAGUUGAUGAAGAAAUGAAACAGGAAAUAAAGAACUUGGGAGGUUAUUUACAGCUGCUGUUGCAGGGGUGUUCUUCAGAUAUAUCCUCGAUGGUAACAGAAGCAUGGAGCAAAGUAAACCAAACAGUAAAACAAACAAUGAAAUACAUAGGCCACUUGGCAGUAGUCACAACAGCUGGUAUUUCAUUUCCUGAAGAGAACAACAUUCCKGCCUCUAGUCUACAGGAAUUUGUGCUUGCCAUUUAUGAUGGAGUAGGCUCGGGACUGGAGUGUCUCAUUGAUGCCGUGCAGGAGAAAGCAAGAAUGGUACAGAAAGAACUUGUGAAACAACAUCCACAAAAUGAGAUUCAAAAUCGAAUAAAGGAUACUGUGGUGGCAUUAGCCAGAUUCCUUGAAAAUAACAUGUCUUACUGCAGAAAGAAAGAAACAGCRUCUCAGUUACCAGAAGAAGAAUCUCUGUAUCGAGAAAUAAAGAAAAGCACUAAGAUUGCUGUGAAGUAUUUGGAAUUGGAGCAGUGCCUAACUGAAGUGUGUCAAAUAGUUUCUUCCAUGUUCCAAGGGUUGUACAGAAACACKAGCCCUCUCAGGAGCUUUGCAGAAAAUAUUUCUGUCAUAGCCGGAUAUUUUAACAACUACUUCAGUUUAUUUGUCUUGUCUUCUGCAAGCAACCCUAUCCAGAAAWUUCAUGUGCCUUUUAUGAACUUGGAUGAAUUGGACUCUCUGGUUGAUUCCCUUAUUAUGAAUUUUGAACUUGAGCAAGGACAGCCAUCGCUGCAAUCUCAAACUAUUUGCARUGAAACUACUGAGACUCGAGGAGGACAGGUUGAAACAGGUCAGGUUGAAUUUGCUCGGMAAUGGAAUGGGAUUCCAGAAUGCACACAGACUCCAGAGCCUUCACCUGGUAGGGUAGAAUGGGUAUAAAAWGUUAUUAUCAAGAAAUUAAAGGGAACUCCUUCCUAUUGCAAUAUACUGUAAAAAGCUAAAAAUUUAUUGUGAAUAUUAUUAGUGAGUGAAUGGUAUGAAAGUAAAUGACAUGUUUGUAUGAGGAUAAGUACUCAGUAUUUCACCAAAGAAAAGAAUACGUUCCUUAAGAUGCCAUCAAGCUUCAAAAUAUAAUUCCUUUUGUUUUGAUAGAAAUCUAUUACAACCUAAGUUUACAAGAAAUAAUUUAAUUUUUUUGAAUUGUUGCUUCUUCUCUGCUGCAUUAUGAUCCUGCAAUGCUGCUGCAACUUGAAAGUGUUUUUAUGCCUUUUUUUAAACAGAGCAAAAACUUUGUGUUUAUUUAUGUAGAGAAAAACAAUGAGAUAGUAAAAGUACUUUAAAACCUUA
This is a messenger RNA of Malurus melanocephalus (red-backed fairy wren), 6638 nucleotides long. It is a transcript of the gene KIF14, whose product is annotated as kinesin family member 14. The record is from RefSeq and is a predicted model, not a curated record. The transcript has 29 exons. NCBI's taxonomy places the organism in Eukaryota, Metazoa, Chordata, Aves, Passeriformes, Maluridae. Gene Ontology annotation, molecular function: ATP binding; microtubule binding; microtubule motor activity. Gene Ontology annotation, biological process: microtubule-based movement. The coding region runs from base 1368 to 6230 and encodes 1620 amino acids.